Molecule: messenger RNA, 1410 nt
Organism: Echinops telfairi (small Madagascar hedgehog)
Lineage: Eukaryota; Metazoa; Chordata; Mammalia; Afrosoricida; Tenrecidae
Product: zinc finger protein 84-like
Exons: 5
Coding region: 1-1410 (469 amino acids)
Biological process (GO): negative regulation of transcription by RNA polymerase II
Molecular function (GO): DNA-binding transcription repressor activity, RNA polymerase II-specific
Source: RefSeq, a predicted model, not a curated record
AUGUAUGAGCUCACUGUUCAUAUGCAAACUCCUACUGGAGAGAAACCUUAUGUAUGUUGUGAACGUGAAAAAGCUUUUAUCCAGAAGAAGGACCUCGCUGAUCGUCAGCGAAUUCAUACUGGAGAUAAACCCCAUGAAUAUGGUGAAUGUGUAAAAGCCUUUAUCUGGAUGUACGAGCUCACUGUUUAUAUGCGAACUCAUACUGGAGAGAAACCUUAUAUAUGUGCUGAAUGUGAAAAAGUUUUUAUCCAGAAGAAGGACCUCACUGAUCGUCAGCGAAUUCAUACUGGAGAGAGAGCCCAUGUGUGUGGUGAAUGUGGAAAAUCCUUUACCUGGCUUAAUGAGCUCACUGUUCGUAUGCAAACUCAUACUGGAGAGAAACCUUGUGUAUGUGCUAAAUGUGAAAAAGCUUUUAUCCAGAACAAGGAUCUCGCUGAUCGUCAGCGAAUUCAUACAGGAGAGAAACCCCAUAGAAACCCUAUGUUUAUGGUGAAUGUGGCGAAAUUUUUAUCAGGAAGCAUGAGCUCACUGUUCAUAUGCGAACACAUCCUGGGGAGAAACCUCAUGUAUGUGGUGAAUGUGGAAAAGCCUUUAUCAAGAAGAAGAAACGCACUGAUCAUCAGCGAACUCAUACUGGAGAGAAAGCCCAUGAAGAAGGACCUCGCUGAUCAUCAGCGAACUCAUACUGGGAAGAAACCCCAUGUACAUGGUGAAUGUGGAAAAGCCUUUAUGAAGAAGAGUGCGCUCACUGGUCAUCAGCGUACUCGUACUGGAGAGAAAUCCCACGUAUGCGGUGAGGACCAUAAAGCUUUCACCCAAAAGCAAUGCCUUAUAGUUCAUCACAGAUUUUACAACCGAGAUAAACCCCAUGAAUGUGGUGAAUGUGGGAAAUUCUUUAUCUGGAUGUAUGAGCUCACUGUUCAUAUGCGAACUCCUACUGGAGAGAAAUCUUAUGUAUGUUCUGAACGUGAAAAGGCUUUUAUCAAGAAGAAGGACCUCGCUGAUCGUCAGAAAAUUCAUACUGGAGAUAAACCCCAUGAAUAUGGUGAAUGUGUAAAAGUCUUUAUCUGGAUGUAUGAGCUCACUGUUCAUAUGCGAACUCAUACUGUAGAGAAACCUUAUGGAACUCAUAUUGGAGAGAAACUUCAUGUAAGUGGUGAAUGUGGAAAAUACUUUAUCAAGAAGAAGAACCUAACUGAUCAUCAGCGAACUAAUACUGGAGAUAAACCCCAUACUGCUAUCACUGUUCAUAUGCGAACUCAUACUGGAGAGAAACCUUAUGUAUGUGCUGAAUAUGAAAAAGUUUGUAUCCAGAAGAAGGAACUUGCUGAUCGCCAGCGAAUUCAUACUGGGAAGAAACCCCAUGUACAUGGUGAAUGUGGAAAAGCCUUUAUGAAAAGAGUGCUCUGA